AGAAGAACCCCGGAGACGGCUGCGUGUGCGCAUGCGCGGCUGAACAGUGGCGGAAGUAGAGUUUGCUGCACGCUCAAUGAAACGCGCCCAAAACGCUCCUGAAACGCGCUGAAAAUGUGGAGGUUUGUGCCCAAACUGCUGCUGCUGGUGCUGCUGGUUUUCCCGGCGACGCUGCUGGUGCGAGAGCCGCUGGCGUCGGCUCAGGACCUGACGGAGGACGAGGAGGCCGAGGCUGUGGAUGAAGACGUGGUCGAUGACGUCGCCGAUGACGUCACGGACGAUGCGGUCGCGGACGAGGAAGACGACGAGGCAGAAGUGGAGGACGAUGAGAACGCGGAACUGGCAGAAGAUAAAGAGGACGAGGAGGAAGAGGCUUUGGUGGGAGAGAUGAAGGCUUCUCCAAAUGCAGACACCACCAUCCUCUUCGUCAAAGGAGAAGAUUUUCCCGCCAACGACAUCGUGAAGUUUCUGCUCGGAUUCACGAACAAAGGGACAGAAAACUUCAUCGUGGAAUCUCUAGACGCAUCGUUCCGUUAUCCUCAGGAUUAUCAGUUCUUCAUUCAGAACUUCACGGCGCUCCAGUUGAACACGGUGGUUCCUCCGAGUCGUCAGGCCACGUUCGAGUAUUCGUUCAUCCCGGCCGAGCCCAUGGGGGGGCGCCCUUUCGGUCUGGUGGUCAACCUCAACUACAAAGACGCCAACGGAAACGUGUUCCAGGACGCCGUCUUUAACCAAACCGUCACCAUCACUGAGAAGGAGGAUGGACUGGACGGAGAGACGAUCUUCAUGUACGUGUUCCUGUCGGGGCUCGGGCUGCUCGUGGUCGUGGGUUUGCAUCAGCUGCUCGAGUCCAGAAAGCGUCGGCGUCCGGCGCCUAAAGUGGAAAUGGGAACUUCAACUCACAACGACGUCGACCUGAGCUGGAUCCCCCAAGAGACGCUCAACCAGAUCAACAAAGCUUCUCCGAGACGAUCACCGCGGAAACGAAACCAGAAGCGCUCGGCGGGCUCGGACGAGUGACUCCGCCCCCCCGUCGCCGAGGGCAACGCGGGCGCCGACCCCAGCGCUCCUCUUGAACUGUCGCCAGUGCCACGGUGAACGGGCGCCGCCGCCGCCGCGGGCACCGAGGACCGAGGCUCCCGCGCUUCAACCACGUCCAGUUUUUGAAUGUUUCUGCAUCGACUUCACUGUUUUGGUUCAAAUUCUCUCCUGUGUAAGUUUCACUGUUGGUUUUUCUUUUUUUUUUUUUUUUUUUUUAUAAGUAAAGUUUUAUUUUGCAACAUUUCUAAUAAAAAUGUCCCAGUGUCUCCAAACGUCUGUGGGGUUAAACAGCGGCUGCGCCACGUUUACAGAUUCGUCUUUCCUUUUGAUUGAUUUGAAAACGGCUCAGUGUCUCCCCUCCGUUUGCUCCCCGCGCUGAGUCACUCCCCCUUCAGAGCGCCAUCACAACACCACGAUGCGACGAGCUGCACUUUCAAGUCGCCGUGUACAGUUUUGUAUCAUGUUUUUGUACAUUUCUGGAGAAUUGUCGUGCGGGAGCAUGGGGGGGGCGUACGGAGAGAUCACUAGAUUACUCAAACAUGCACUGGUGACUGUAAACCCUCCAAAUUGAGCAGUUUUGCAGAAUGCCCCGUCUUUAACCUCAGAUGUAAACCCGACAGAACACUCCAGAACCUUUCAGAUCAACCCGGACUUGAAUCAUUACUUUAAUUUUACUCACGUGUAGUUUUAUAAAGUUUUAGAGCAUCAGAUUAAACAUUUGGGAUCUUAAAAGUACAAAUCGGUUGCGUUCACGUGACGUCCUCACGUGAACGUGAGGGUUCAGAUCCUCAGGCAAAGUUUGCCGUUAAAAUAAAUACGAGAAGUUUGUGGAGCCGAUCCCGAAAAAACAAGAGAGAGAAACAUUUGUUUGAGCUUCUCUUCGUUUUUAAAGAAAUCUCCAAACUUCUGAUCCACAGAGUUCGAAAACAUCUGAGAUUAUGACGUUCAGUUCCAGCUCGUGAACACUUUCCAUUCAAACCCGAAGUGUGUUUACGUUUGUGCAGAAGUUAAAUCGCUGAAUCAGGAUUUGUGUUUUGUAAAAUAAAUUAACGCUAGAAAUGUACUUUUUUUUUUUGUUUUGUUCCUGUCAUGUUUUUGUUUUUUUUCAUUGGGCUGAUUUGAUGAUUAAAAUCUGAUCCUCGGGUCAAAUGGGACUUAAAGUGAAACUAAACACAGAAAAUCUGCCCACAACUGCAGUUCAGAGCUGCGCAGUGCUGUGUGAUGUCACGUAGUACACAGACUGACCUCAUUUGCAUUAAAAUUACCAAAAUAAAUACGACUGAACACAAAAUGAGGCUUAAAAAAAAACAAAAACAAAACCCAGACUGUUAAGUGGCAGAAAAGUGGAUUUUGGUGUUUAGUUCGUCUUUAAACUCGUUGCAGUUUCAUGUUUUGCUUUUAGAUUUCUGCUCAUUUUGAAUAAUUUUGUUAUGAAUUCAUUGAUUUUGUGCCUAAUUGUUUUGGCUUUGUUUAGUUGUUUUUGAAUGAACGGUCUGAAGCACUGGUGUAAAUACGAGCGACGAAAAGCAAAAAACAAGGUUUAAUUUAUUAGAAUCGACACUUCGCCAAACUCCCAGGAGAGGGCGCCGGUUACAGUCAGGGCUCAUGUUUUUGUCCUGCAGGGGGCAGGACCGGCGUCGCUGAUGAAGCAGACAGGGUCAAGGGGAGGGUAGAUACUGAAUGUUCCACAGUUUAGCAUUAAUCUCGUUUAUUAAACUGCAACAAAUCUGUGAAAAACUUGUAUUCUUACUGUGAGCAGCGUCGCCUCUCCACAGAUCUGACCUGUAGCUUGGUCUGGUGGUGUCACACGCUCGUCUCCACGGCGAUGAGGCAGCAGCUGGUCUUAAUGUUUCUCAGUGAAAGUGUGAGACUAGAACUUAACCAGGUCUAAAACUAGAUCAUCUUAAGGCUGGAAAAUGGUCUGAGGUCUUAAUUGGGUCUAAAACUGGUCUAACCCGGGUCUAUAACUUGAUCUCAACCAGGUUUAAAACUAGUCUAACUCAGACCCAGUUAAGACCUAAAACUGGUCUAAUCCAGGUCCAUGUGUUCAAGAUGUGCAGGAUUUUUCCGUACAGGUUCGUGUCCUCGAAGAGUUUUAGUCCCAGUCUGGUUUCAGGACACUGCAGGUCCCUGGGGCUGCACCUGUCGGUUUACCUGUCAGCCUCUGCACCUGUCAGCUCCUCCGUUAAGGCCGGUUCAUGAUUCCCCCUAAAUCUUUUUUCAGUUUUCAAGUUUUGAGGCGUUGGGAGAUGUUCAAACUUCAGCUUGGAUAAAUCCAUGUUUUGUUUUUUUAACUGUUGGUGUAAUUUUGAUUUAGAUUUUUUUUUUUGCUUUUGAUGCGAAAGAAAUAAAGAUGGAUGAAAAUGUG
Molecule: messenger RNA, 3409 nt
Organism: Boleophthalmus pectinirostris (great blue-spotted mudskipper)
Lineage: Eukaryota; Metazoa; Chordata; Actinopteri; Gobiiformes; Gobiidae
Gene: ssr1
Product: signal sequence receptor, alpha
Exons: 9
Coding region: 115-1020 (301 amino acids)
Cellular component (GO): endoplasmic reticulum membrane; endoplasmic reticulum
Source: RefSeq, a predicted model, not a curated record